GUUCAUGUUUAUACUUGUUUACCAUUUCGUGCCAUAUCUCGUGCUUGGGGAUGGAUGAAUAAUUUAACUGUGCCAGAAUAUCUUAGAUCCCCACUGUUUACGCUAUACAGCAAAGCUUUUGGGUGCAAUUUGGAUGAGAUGCUCGAGCCUGAUCUGAAUACCUACCCCAACUUGGCUGAAUUCUUUUAUCGUGAACUCAAGGCUGGCACUCGCCCCAUCGCUGGUCCAGAGAAAGCCAUUCCAGCUGAUGGUCGUAUCCUUCAUUUCGGACCCGUCGAUUCCAAUGGCUGCAUUGAGCAAGUCAAAGGUAUUUCAUAUCCAGUCAAGGCUCUUCUUGGUCCAUCUGCUUUGUUUGCCGAUUCACAGUCUAUAUCGCCAUCAAAAGGAAACUCUUUUUUCCAAAUCGUCAUUUAUCUUGCACCAGGAGAUUACCACAGGUUCCAUUCUCCAGUAGAUUGGACUGUUUCUAAUGUGCGCCAUUUUGCCGCUGACCUGUUUUCUGUAUCCCCAAAACUUGCAGCUAAAAUGGGGAAUCUAUUUGCUGUUAAUGAGCGUGUGGUUAUGGUAGGCACAUGGAAAUAUGGAUCUUUUUUCAUGAUCCCUGUUGGUGCAACCAAUGUUGGCUCAAUCCGCAUCAACAUGUGUCCAAAUUUGAUCACCAAUGUUCCAGAGAAUCAGCUUGCUUUAGGAAUGUAUGAUCAUAAAGUUGAUAAAAGCUUUAUUACUCGCGGUGACGAAGUUGGCGGGUUUCGUUUGGGAAGCACUGUGGUGUUGGUAUUUGAAGCCCCUUCAUCAUUUCAGUUUUCAGUAGAAGCUGGCCAAACUAUUCGUGUAGGUCAGUCGCUAGGAAGAUGA
Molecule: messenger RNA, 855 nt
Organism: Batrachochytrium dendrobatidis JAM81
Lineage: Eukaryota; Fungi; Chytridiomycota; Chytridiomycetes; Rhizophydiales
Exons: 3
Biological process (GO): phosphatidylethanolamine biosynthetic process
Cellular component (GO): mitochondrion
Molecular function (GO): phosphatidylserine decarboxylase activity
Source: RefSeq, a predicted model, not a curated record